GCUCUCUUGCUUAGAUCUGUUCUGUGUAGACUUGCUACAUAUUUCUCAAUCAGAGUAGUCAGCACGUAUCUUUCUAGUUUUCAUACCAUGGCCUCUUCAACGGCCCUGCCUGUUGCCCUACUGGUCAUAUAUCUUACAAUAUCUCCGUCCUUAAUCUAUAUCGCCAUAAAGCAUGGCUUGAAGCAUGGAGCGAUCAUCGGCUGGUCCUUUCUCUUCAUAUUCUGUACUCUAAGAAUCGUCGCGAGUGCUAUUGAGAUACACGAUACUCAUAGUUCAAGCGCUGCAUUGGUUGCUAGCAUUGGGCUGUCUCCCCUCCUUGCUGCUGCUUGUGGCAUUCUUCAUGAGUCGCGCGCUUAUACCCUUCCGAAAUCACGACGACUAUUUGACGCUCCAUACCUCAUUUUCUUCCAUAUCCUUGUUACGACUGCAAUUGCUCUUGUUGCUGCCGGUGCCUCAAAAAUCAACGACGACACGCUGCCACCGGAUCAGAUCAAGCGAAGCCUUGCUCUAGUGAAAGGGGGCAUGAUCAUAUUACUCUUGGGCUGGCUUUCACUUGCAGUGAUCACCCUCACCACAUUUCGAGACUCCCUGGUCCGCGAGUCGAAGAAGCUAGCGGGGAGUGAGUCAGGGAAAAAACUACUUCUAGCUGUUGCGAUUGCUAUACCUUUCCUAGGCAUUCGAGUACUGGAGAGGGUUGUUUAUUUCUUUACUCAAAACCAGGAGUUAAACCCAGUAACGGGUAGCCUUGGUCUACGAGUUGGCCUAGAAGUUAUAGAGGAAAUAAUCGUAACCUUACUCUUUGUCUUCACAGGUAUCAUGACCCGAAAUAUUAAAGCAGCGGCCGUGGUGGACUGAUUUUAGACACAUGCGGAAAAUUUCCAAGAUGGAUGGGUAUAUGACUAGAGCAGAAGUUCAUAUUGAUGAGGAUACUUUUCGGAACGUUAUACCCAUAGUCCUCAUAGCUUAGCAUCAUACCCGAUAAAUUAAUAUCAC
Molecule: messenger RNA, 993 nt
Organism: Daldinia loculata
Lineage: Eukaryota; Fungi; Ascomycota; Sordariomycetes; Xylariales; Hypoxylaceae
Exons: 2
Coding region: 88-855 (255 amino acids)
Source: RefSeq, a predicted model, not a curated record